GCGGUUAGAGAGAGGGCAGAGGCAACGGCCCUCUUCUGGAGGGGGGGCUUAUUAUAACAAAUAUAUACACACGUGUGAACGGUGUGGCCGCACGAUAGGUCAUAUGUGGAUAACAAUUAUUUUUAGAAAAGCAUACAACCGCGGCUAUACAUUUAAAAUGCCUAUUUUACUUUUCCUGUUAGACACGUCCGCCUCUAUGAAUCAGCGCACUUAUUUGGGUACGACGUAUCUGGACGUUGCUAAAGGCGCGGUUGAGGUCUUUAUGAAGCUGCGUGCCCGAGACCCGGCUAGUAGAGGCGACAGGUACAUGCUAGUUACAUUCGAUGAUCCACCAUACGGAGUGAAGGCAGGCUGGAAGGAGAACCAUGCUACCUUCAUGUGCGAGCUGAAGAACCUGCAGGCAUCUGGGCUAACUACACUGGGCCACGCACUUCGCACAGCCUUUGACCUGCUUAACCUCAACCGACUCGUCUCAGGCAUCGACAACUACGGACAGGGCUGUAACCCCUUCUUCCUUGAGCCAUCUGUGAUCAUCACCAUCACCGACGGGAACAAGCUCACACACACCUCCGGAGUGCCAGACGAUCUGCACCUGCCUCUAAACUCUCCUUUGGCGGGCAGCGAGCUGACCAAAGAGCCCUUCCGCUGGGACCAACGUCUGUUCGCGCUGGUGCUGCGGCUGCCGGGAGCAGCCACACCAGACAACGAGCAGCUCGGUAGCGUCCCAACCGAUGAGUCUGCCAUCACCCAAAUGUGUGAAGUCACUGGAGGUCGAUCAUACUGCGUGCGGACGCAGAGGAUGUUGAACCAGUGUUUGGAGUCUUUGGUCCAAAAAGUUCAAAGCGGUGUCGUCAUUAAUUUUGAGAAAACCGGGCCCGAUCCGCCUCUAGCCGGGGAUGAGAAUUCUGUGGAGUCAGGUCGUCCCGCGUCAUCUUUCAGCACUCAGCCGUGGCACAGCUGCCACAAACUCAUCUACGUGCGGCCGAACCCAAAGACGGGCGUGCCGGUCGGCCACUGGCCCAUACCAGAGUCAUUCUGGCCAGACCAGAACUCUCCAACUCUGCCGCCUCGCACCGCUCAUCCCACGGUACGUUUCUCGUGUGUGGACUGCGAACCCAUGGUGAUAGACAAGCUUCCCUUCGACAAGUACGAACUGGAGCCCUCUCCGCUCACCCAGUUCGUCCUGGAAAGGAAGUCUCCACACAUGUGCUGGCAGGUGUUUAUUAGCAGCAGUGGGAAACAAAAUGACCUGGGCCAGCCGUUCGGUUACCUUAAAGCCAGCACCACUCUCACAUGUGUCAACCUCUUUGUCAUGCCUUACAACUUUCCAGUCCUUCUCCCACUCCUCGAUGAUUUGUUUAAAGUGCACAAACUAAAACCCAACCUCAAGUGGCGACAGUCGUUUGAGAUGUACCUGAAGACCAUGCCUCCAUACUACCUCUUGCCCUUAAAAAAGGCGUUAAGGAUGAUGGGUGCACCUAAUCUGAUAGCGGACACCAUGGACUGCGGCCUGAGUUACAGUGUCAUCUCCUAUCUGAAGAAGCUCAGCCAGCAGGCAAAGAUAGAAUCGGACCGUUUAAUCGUGUCUGUGGGGAAGAAGGCGCCCCAGGAAACAGGCAUAAAGGUGAAGAACCACUCCAACUCGCUGUCUCUGGCCCACCGGAGAGACUUCAAGCAGUUACUUCAGGGAAUCACCGGGGAGGGGCCGCUCCGUCCGGUGGACAUGAACUUCAAGGAGUUUGCCGGCUUCCAGAUCGCCCUGCUCAACAAAGAUUUAAAGCCUCAAGCGUAUCGAAACGCCUACGACAUCCCGAGACGCAACCUUCUGGAUCAGCUCACCCGAAUGCGCUCCAAUUUGCUGCGGACAUCACAGAAACUGAUCAGAGGGCAAGAUGAAGACUACCUUCACAGUAUUCCAGUGGCUCAGAUGGGAAAUUAUCAGGAAUAUUUAAAAAUGAUGCCGUCCCCUCUGAGAGAGAUCGAUCCUGAUCAACCUAAACGGCUGCACACGUUUGGGAAUCCGUUCAAGCAGGACAAAAAGGGGAUGAUGAUCGAUGAAGCAGAUGAGUUUGUCGUGGGCCCUCAAAACAAAAAAAGAGGAAAUUCCAGUGAUUCCAAUUCAAGUACUACCAUGAAGAGAAGGCGGAGCAUGUCCCCACUGCUGCGGCGGCCUCAGACUCCACCAGGAAACACGAACCAUGUGGUGGCUGGAAAGAGUCCGGCAGGAGUUCAAGGGCAGCAGAACCUCCUUAAACCUAUCCCGCAGCACAAAGGAGUGGACAGCAACAACGCUGUGGUCACCGAGAGCAAUGGUGACAGGGCUCUCGGGCCUGACUCGGGGGAGAUCUGGCCCGCUGAGAUGGACGCAGCACCACCGGAGAACGCAUCCUUGCUGAGCCUGGAGGAGAAGGUCGGGCUGGAGGCUGCAGACCCGGUGGAGGAGGAAGUGGACGUGACGGAGGAGAGGCUCGAGGAAGAACAUCCGAACGAGCAGCCGCUGGAGGAGAAACUCAACUUUGAACGGCUGAGUCCGCAGAGCCAGCUAGAAAGCGAUGAAGGUGAAGCUGAAGCUGAAGCUGACCCGUUCGAGUCCAGUGAGACCAUAUUCAUAGCCCCACUAGAUGGCAGCCAUGCGGAGCUGCGGUCUCAGGUCAUCAAGGAGGUCCGCAAACCAGGACGAAACUAUGAAGCAAUACUGGGACUACUGCAGCAGGUCAAAGGACCGGUUAAUGUACAGAAGUUCUUCAUCCAACAUGCUAUCAAAGAGGCUUCCAGGUUCAAGAAGCGGGUACUGAUCCAGCAGCUGGAGACGCUCCUCACCGAGUUGGACGAGAAGCACGCAACAUCUUCACGGCUUCCCAAUGAUCACGGCAGAUAGUUUCGCUGCUAGAAAAAAGGAAUUCCUUCCUUUUUUUAUUUUUUCAUAAGAACACUGUGUCAAGUGUUGGAUAAACCACCUUAAGAGACGUCCUUGUUGAGCAGCCUCAAAAAGACCAAUUGGGGAACUUUAGUGAGGGAGAGGACAAAUGCACUGAUAGCAGAUGCUUCAACGCUCCACGUGCUGUUACAUCACUUCCUGUUAAAAGGGGGAAGGAAGAGGUUUCACCGGAGGAGGGGCCUUCAGGAUCCAACCGCCGGGGGAUGAGGAAAGAGACUUUAAAUAUAAUCCCCUUUGUACUGACAGAUGCCUUAAACAUCCAUAUGGCUUUUGUCUGUAUCGGCACAUUAACUCAGUAGACACACACACACUCCGUCACACACACACGUACAAUAAGCCAACAGAUCCCUGAAUGGCGGAGCGAGGGAUAAACAGGAGUAUUCCUGAUUUUCUUUAAAAGCAGACCUUUCUUCAGCUGGUCUGAAAAGAGUUUGUGGGACUGCAACAAAUCUUUUUACGAGUAAUAAAAUGUUUCACAGAUCUGUUGCUGACAGGACAAAUCUGCUCUGGUAUAUUUUUUACCUUCAUUGGGAUGCACUGAUGUUUAUUUCGUUCCCAAACUGAUGCUGUUAUCCAAUAUGUUCCCAUUCCUACUUGCUGAUACUGAUAAUGUCAUUUUAUAUUGUGAUAGCAAUAUAUACAUGUUUCAAAUUCAAUUAAGAAAUCAUUGAUAAAAUAACCAGAUGCUACUGCCUGUCUUUGUUUAAUCCAGACAAAAUACACAACAAAUGAAGGUACUUCAUCACAUUGAUGCAAACAUACUGCAUAUCCAAAACAUGCCAAAUUCAACAGAUAGACCCUAGUAUGAAUGGUGUAGCAAAACCUCAAAUGAUAGACAGAUAUCUCUAAUCUCACAGUACAUGUUGUCAUAUCGCACAACCCUAAUAACAUUUAUUUAAGUUUAAACAUCACACAUGCCAGUCUUAAGGUAAGGUAAAUAAAUGGCUUUUAAAUGUUCUAAUGUUAAUUUGUGUACAAAUUGGACAGCUAUAUUGUGUAUGGAUACACUCCUGGAGACAGACUUCAUAUUAUAGUGUAUGCAUUAUUUUAUAGAUGUAUCUGUGUUGAAGGCUCUUGCACAACACUGUCAAACAUGAAACAGGACAGUUACCUGCCAUUAUAGCAAUAGAUCUCAUGUUCAGGACAACUUGUAUGCAGCUGUUGGUGUCCACUUGAGGCGACCCCUCCACUCCCCAACACACACACACACACACACGUUCUUCCACAAACCCUCCAUUGUUAAGCAGAAUUCCGACUUUAUUCGAAGGAAUUUCUGCGUGUGUCCGGACUCAGUCGCCACCUGUUGUUACACAUUUCACAUAAACCCGAGUCAGCAGCCCUCCUCUGUUUCUCUCCUUGUUUUUACGACAGAUGUACACUACUUUUUAAAUGUUCAUAAAUAAAAAUAGAUUAUUUUUGUGAAUUUGUUUAUUUCAGAGUUUAAGAAAUAUUUUGGAAGCCAAUUUUGUAAACUGUUAAAUGCAUAUAUAAAGUGGAAAGUUUAUUGAGCUACUGUCUUUUUACAAAAUGAAUAAACCACAAGUAGAAUGGUGUCUGCUGCU
Messenger RNA from Scomber scombrus (Atlantic mackerel), 4500 nucleotides. RefSeq names its product integrator complex subunit 6 like (gene ints6l). NCBI's taxonomy places the organism in Eukaryota, Metazoa, Chordata, Actinopteri, Scombriformes, Scombridae. The record is from RefSeq and is a predicted model, not a curated record. Gene Ontology annotation, biological process: snRNA 3'-end processing. Gene Ontology annotation, cellular component: integrator complex. The coding region runs from base 104 to 2878 and encodes 924 amino acids. The transcript is spliced from 18 exons.